UUAUAUAAUCUAUUCAUCUCUUGGAUCUUAAUUUAUCGAUAUUUUUUAAUUACAAUUGGCAGGUAUCUUCGAAAGUACAAUCGUCGAUACCGAGAAUAAACAUAAUAUAUCAAAAAUGUACACAAUUUGACAAAACGAAAUACUUGGAAUAUAUAUUUAAUAAAAUUCUACAAUUCUCUCCAUUUUAUAAGUUGCAAGAAGGUGUCUAUUUGUCGCCGAACAGCAAAAAAUUUACAAAAAUAUUCGAUAAAUUGGAGAAUCCUUUUGAGAAAGACUCGAUCUUGAACAGGCCAUCUACCGUCAACUAUCAAAAUUUCAACUUCAUCAGGCAACAAGUCUCCACUUACAUUUUGAACAGACGAUUCCCCAUUCACCUGAAACGUUUAACGUUAACGAAACCGUUGGCGAUCAACAAUUACUCGAAGAGGAACUUUUCGAAUUUCAAACUCGUGAAAGAUGGCUACGAGAAAUAUUACAAACAGAUUCUAGAAAAAUGCGAGAAACGAACAAGCGACGAAAAGUCAGGGAAGAAGAUCCCUUUCAAACUCGUGAAAAAAAGUCCCAAGCGUAAAUCCUCGAAGAACAAUCAAGAGGAGGAGAAAAUUGUCUCGGAUAACGUCCUGAAAAAAUGUUCGGCCGAAGAAUCGCUUAACAGUUGCGAGCAAGCGCAACUUAUAAACGAGAAGUGUAUUCGUAUGAUAGAAAAGUCGCGUCACAAGAAGGCGGACAAAUGCAAAGAUGCUCGAAAGGAGUGUCAAAAGAUCCUCAUGGAGCACGAUGCCCAAAAGAUGUCCAAAGAGAAGGACGAGAAACUACUGAUGAAGGACGAGUGUCAGAAAACGACGACGAGGCAAGAGGAUCAAGUUGAAUUCUCGAGAUGCGAUCGGAAUCAAGAGGUGCAUUCGAAAAAAAAAAAUCCAUCCAGCAGCAGCAGCACCAGCAGUAGUAGUAAUCCAACGAAAACGUCUACCGACGACUCGGCGACCGGCGGUCAGAAAACAUUCCAAACAACCUCCAAUAACUCGACCGCCAGUAAUUCCAUGACAAACGAGAUGUCGAAGGUUAAAUCGAAAAUGGAGUUCCUCGUCUCUUGCAUAAAGAAGCACAGCUCCGACUCGCUCAAGUCGUAUCUGUUCAAACGAAGCGACAAAAAUGAGAGUAAAAUUCCCAGGAAUCCUUCUUCCCACAACAAGCCUAACAAAUACCUGCCUAAGAUGAACGCGUCGUACGAGGAUAUCAAGCCUGAUCCACCACCACCCCCGUCCGCCCACUGGUCCGAGAAGAUGAAGAAGAAGUCGAGUUACAACAAGUACAAGCCGACCAUCAAACCGACCACCAUUGAAUACAUCCCUUACGAGGAGUACAAGAAGAAGACGAAGACGUUGAAGAGGAAAUCGGACGAGGUGAAGAGGAUGCCUAAGAUCAUACACAUCGACGAGGACAGUUGCAGAUCCCCCAUGUGCAAGAAACGCGCCAUUUCUUUGAAGGAGAGGAACAAGAAGCCCAACUCUCGUUACCAAUUCUCGACAAUAGACAAAAGCGUCGAUUCGAAGAUCGACGUUUACAAGAAACCGAAUCGUAAAUCGAACAAAAAUCAAAGCGCGUGCGAGAGCAGGUUGCAGCAACAAGGUGACACGAAAUCGACGGACGGGCAUUUGAUCCGACGGAAGAGAAACGAGAAUUACAAAUCGAACGGUGAGUGGAAGAGUCAGAAGUACAAGGUUAGAUUGAAGAUCUACAAGACGAAGAACAGUUUGGAUCCGUGUUUGCCGGUAAUGGUCGAGGUGCGCCGUCAUUUUUGUGACGAGGGUGUAGACUUUAAGGGUGAAUCUGUUCCAUUUUUAAAUUUUAAAGCUUAAACGAGUUAGACUGAGCUUUAAAGAAUGUGUGUAUAAUUAGACAGUGUAUGAUAUCGUCAAUAUUUGGAAAAUUAAAAAAGAUGGUAGAAGUAAUUGGGGGGGGGGCGGAAAGAGAUGUGAUGAAAGUGUUUGUCACAUUAUGAUUUUUUUUAAAUUGUAUUAAUAAAUUGAUAUUAAAAUUCUUACUUGUAUUUUUAUUAUCUAUAUGCGUGUUUACAAUUUUCUAAUUCAUUCCUUCCUCUAUUCAUUUUGUAUAUCUUUCAAAAAGGAAAUUAUUUUCUCUUUCCAAUUAAUUAAUAAAAAAGUAUAUCUCGAUUUUCUUAAUUUUUCUCGCUUCGUAUGGGAAAAAUUGAAUAAAUAUUUUUCACAGAUUUAAAUAUCAUUUCGAAAAACGAGAUAUCUUUCCAAAGUGUUAAAUUGGAAAAUUGGAGGUAAAAUUUUCCACGAACAAAGAAACGAUUAACACGGCGUAGCUUUCACUUUUGAUUUAAUUACAUUGAAAUGUUCUAGAUGCAAAUUUCGAAAAUUUUCAAUUGAUUAAGAGUUCACGCUAGAUCGUGCUUCAUCGUAGAAAAUUUCUCUUCUCUAGCUUUUCCAACCAUUGUGCAAAUAUCCCUCUUAAUAAUAAUUAAAUUAUUUCGAUCGAAGAUUAAAAAUUCGAAUGAUAAAAAGUAGGCAAAAAAAAAAAAAGAAAAGAAAAUACUCGAUGAGCGACGAAAAAUUGUUUGGAUUGCGAAAUAAAAAAUUAGAGAUGGGAUAAAAUAUUUGACAGCAACAAUAGAGGAGCGUAUCCUUCGCUUCAACGCGAUAAAAGCAUACGAAACAAUACUUCAUCGCGGGAUUUAAGGCGCAUUCUUGGAACAAAGAAAUGUUCAGCUUGGGGGAAAAAAAAAAAAAAAAAAAAA
Apis mellifera (honey bee) is the source of this 2764-nucleotide messenger RNA. Its product is annotated as protein AF-9-like. The record is from RefSeq and is a predicted model, not a curated record. Bases 696 to 1859 code for a protein of 387 amino acids. The transcript has a single exon. NCBI's taxonomy places the organism in Eukaryota, Metazoa, Arthropoda, Insecta, Hymenoptera, Apidae.